Messenger RNA from Branchiostoma belcheri (Belcher's lancelet), 1568 nucleotides. Its product is annotated as serine/threonine-protein phosphatase PP1-beta catalytic subunit-like. Gene Ontology annotation, molecular function: protein serine/threonine phosphatase activity. The record is from RefSeq and is a predicted model, not a curated record. Lineage: Eukaryota; Metazoa; Chordata; Leptocardii; Amphioxiformes; Branchiostomatidae. Gene Ontology annotation, biological process: regulation of circadian rhythm; circadian regulation of gene expression. Gene Ontology annotation, cellular component: nucleus; cytoplasm. The transcript has 4 exons. The coding region runs from base 590 to 925 and encodes 111 amino acids.
UAGUUAUUUUAUACUCUGUUACAUUGUUCUUUUAUGUUUGUAAUUUGCAAUUAGCCUCCGGGCACGAAUUUGCAAUAAACUUCUUAUAUAAACCGGCAAUAUUCUCAGCAUGUCAUGGUGUAUUAUGAUUGCAAUGGGUUGCAGCAUACAAACAAAAACAAAUGCAUUUCUCCUUAUAUCAAUUUUUGUUUUGUUUUGUGAUGAAAUAUUAAAAAAAAAAUCAAUUCAAAAUGGGUUCUGUCCAUUUAUCUUAAUCCAUUAAAGGAUUAUCAGGUUUGUCAGCAGAGUAAUCUUGCACAUGCAUUUCUCAUCUUGUAUGAAGGGUACAGUAUAGUUCAUAGAUGACAUCCAUGGCCAGUACACAUAUCUCAUCCGACUGUUUGAGUAAGGAGGUUUCCCGCCUGAGGCCAACUACCUGUUCCUUGGGGAUUACGUAGACCGUGGUAAACAGUCCUUGGAGACCAUCUGCUUGUUGCUGGCGUACAAGAUCAAGUACCCCGCGAAUUUCUUCCUGUUGAGAGGAAACCAUGAGUGUGCCAGCAUCAAUCGAAUAUAUGGAUUCCAUGAUAAAUGUUGACGACACUUCAACAUGAAGAUGUGGAAUCUGGGAAGACUUCCAAAGACUGCUUCAACUGUCUCCCCAUUACCUGCUAUUGUGGACAAGAAGAUCUUCAUGGAGGACUGUCCCCAGGCUUUCAAUCAUUGGAGCAGAUCCAGCAUCAUGAAGCCAACAGAUGUGCCAGACACAGCAGCAGGUCUCCUGUGUGACCUGUUGUGGUCAGACCCAGACCAGGAUGUGCAGGGCUGGGGAGAGAACGACCGCAGAGUCUCCUUCACAUUUGGUGCAGACGUAGUCAGUAAAUUCCUCAACAGACAUCUGCAAAGCACAUCAUGUCUGUCAAGGGCAAGAAGUACGCACAUAUGAUGUAAACAUAUACUAGUAUAUGGAUGAGAAAUAGUUAAGUACAUGGCUGACUGGUCUCACAUUUGAAUUCCAGACUGUCUCUCCUAGUGCAUUUGAACCAACAGGUCAAAUAGUGGACUAUAGCUGCAACAACCUGUAUACAGUAUUACUAGUUACCUUUGCCAAGAAGGUUAUGUUUUCAGCAGCGUUUGUCCGUUUGUGAACAGCAUAACUCAAGAAGCUUAAUAUGCAUUGUCAUGAAACUUGGUAGGUGGGUAGGUCUUGAUGAGACCUAGAAAUGAUUAGAUUCUGGGCUCCCUGGCGGCUUUUGUUGGUAUUGCAGCAGAACUUCGGGUUUUGAUAUCUCGUGAUCUGGACAUGCUAGGGUCACGAAUUUUGGUUGGUAGAUAGCUCUUUAGGUAGGGAAGAAGUGACAUGAGUUUGGGCCCCCUAGUGGCUUGUUCUGAAACUGCAGGAGCAUUUGUUGAAAUUUUUUCGAAGGAGGAUAACUCAAGAACCAAUUGGCGGAUUAUGGUGAUUUUUGGUAUGUAUGUAGCUGAAGCGAUGUUUGACCUAAUCAAAUAACAAUUAUGCAAAUCAGGAGCAUAAUUAAGGAGGAAAUUCUAUAAAUCUGCUUUGUUCGAUAAUAGGACUAUGAAACACU